AUCACUGCUUUAAAUGAGAGCUUUGGCUACAUCUCACUGCCUGUGAUCGGUUUUUGGCAACGGAAGGCAUGAAGUCGUCGCCGGAAAUGGUAGAGCAGAGGAAGAAGCUGCGGCUUCUACUUCCUCUCAACUUUACUCUGUUAUUCUUCUUCCUCUUUAAUUUCGCUUCUUCCGAAAUCUUCUUCGAAGAACGCUUUGAAGAUGGUUGGAAGAGCCGAUGGGUGUUAUCAGAUUGGAAAAGGAGCGAGGGAAAAGCAGGUACCUUUAAGUACACUGCCGGCAGAUGGGCGGCGGAUCCUGAUGAUAAAGGUAUUCAGACAUAUAAUGAUGCUAAACAUUAUGCUAUAUCUGCCAAGAUACCAGAGUUUAGCAACAAGGACAGAACUCUAGUGCUGCAGUAUUCUAUUAAGUUGGAGCAAGAUAUUGAAUGUGGUGGUGGUUAUAUUAAGCUUCUUUCUGGUUAUGUUAAUCAGAAGAAAUUUGGUGGUGACACCCCUUACAGUUUGAUGUUUGGACCAGAUAUUUGCGGCUCACAGACCAAAAAGCUCCAUGCUAUAGUUUCCUACCAGGGGCAGAAUUAUCCCAACAAGAAGGAUAUACAAUGUGAAACAGACAAACUAACUCACUUCUACACAUUUAUUCUUAGGCCUGAUGCCUCUUAUAGCAUCUUAGUUGAUAAUAGAGAAAGAGAAUCUGGAAGCCUAUAUACAGACUGGGAUAUCCUUCCUCCAAGAAAAAUCAAGGAUGUUAAGGCAAAAAGGCCAGCAGACUGGGAGGAUAGAGAGUAUAUUGAUGAUCCUAAUGAUGUCAAACCUGAGGGAUAUGAUUCAAUUCCAGCUGAGAUUCCUGAUCCAAAAGCCAAAGAGCCUGAUGACUGGGAUGACGAAGAGAAUGGUAUAUGGAGGCCACCUAAGAUCCCAAAUCCAAAAUACAAAGGACCAUGGAAGCGUAAGAAAGUCAAGAACCCCAACUAUAAGGGAAAGUGGAAGACUCCUUGGAUUGAUAACCCAGAGUUUGAAGAUGAUCCGGAUCUUUAUGUGCUGAAGCCCAUAAAAUAUGUGGGCAUUGAAGUCUGGCAGGUAAAGGCAGGUUCAGUUUAUGACAACAUCUUGAUUUGUGAUGACCCAGAGUAUGCUAGACAAGUUGUAGAAGAUAUUUGGGCCAAGAACAAGGAGGUUGAAAAAGAGGCAUUUGAAGAAGCAGAAAAAGAGAGAAGAGCUCGGGAAGAAGAGGAAGGUAAUAGAGCCAAAGAGGACAGUGAAAAAAGGAGAAAAGAGAGGAGGGGCCGAAGAAGGCAUGACCCCCAUGACUACAUGGAUUACCAUGAUGAACUAUAAGGUUUCCAGAGCUGUUUUCAAGAUUUUCUUUCAUAGAGAACCCUGUGAAAGAUAUAGAGAGGCAGCAUCGGUCUUUGUCUCGAGGUUAUCCAGUCUGUGUUGUUGUUGUAUCGUUUUUGUUGUAACGGUAAAGUUUCAUUGAAGAAUUUCCCAUUGAGAUCCAUUAGGACCUGUGCUUCAUCAUUUAUGUUACCAUAAAAUCUUGUUCAAAAGCUGGAUCUUGAUUCAUCCAAUCAUCAGUUUCAGGUUCAGCAUUUUUAAUAGAAUGUGAUCAAUCUCUUAUUCUGUUCCUUGCUUGCCCUUUAUUUUGCAAUUAAACACGCACGCUCGCU
This is a messenger RNA of Rubroshorea leprosula, 1669 nucleotides long. The record is from the annotation of a GenBank genome assembly. NCBI's taxonomy places the organism in Eukaryota, Viridiplantae, Streptophyta, Magnoliopsida, Malvales, Dipterocarpaceae.